AUGACUAACACGACUCAAAAACACCAACACCAUAAUCACCAACAAGAAAAUCCUUGGGCAUGGGCAGAUACAUGGGCAAAAUGCAUAGCAGCAAGAAUACAAAGUGAAAUUAUCGAUAAAAAGAUUUCAAUUCCUCCUUUGUCACUUCCACUAAACAAAAUUCUGGCUCCCACGAAAAAUCCUAAUCUGCAAAAGCCGAUUAAGACCCCGCAAAAUGCAUAUAUUUUGUAUAGAAAGGAGGCACAGAAUAUAAUUCAGAGAACGAACCCGAAAGUGGAUUUUAUUGAUAUUUCACGAUUUGCUGGCGAGCGUUGGCGAAACGAGACAAAGGAAGUUCGCUAUUUCUUUUCGGUGUUGGCCGGUGUUUCGGAACUUGUGCAUGAUGAUAUGGUACGCGCAUCUGGAAACAAAGCGGCAGUGCUAAGAAAUGGUAUUUCAAUUGAAGAGCAACUUUGGCGACGACCUACAAGUUUGCCACAGUUCUUUAUGCCUGAUGAUAAAAGUAAAAAUCAUGGAGGUUAUUCCCCCAUGGGUGGAUUUUCUGUUUUUAAAUUAAACGAGGAAAUUGUUAGCCCAACAUCACCCACAAUGAGCAAUCAGCAUUAUGAGUCUCUUCCAAGUCCAAUUUCGCCUCUCUCUCCACAGCAAAUACCAUCGCCGAAUUCCGCAUUCAAACUUAUAAAAACUUCGCAAAGAACAAUCAAAAAUCUACUCAAUAAACAAUCAUUUCAUCCAUAUUCAAACAAAAAGAGAAUUCCAAUUAGAGUUUAUUAUUGA
Ambispora gerdemannii is the source of this 777-nucleotide messenger RNA. The record is from the annotation of a GenBank genome assembly. Lineage: Eukaryota; Fungi; Glomeromycota; Glomeromycetes; Archaeosporales; Ambisporaceae.